AUGCUGAAAAGGAAACAGAGUUCUAGGGUAGAAGCCCAGCCUGUAACAGAUUUUGGUCCUGAUGAAUCCUUAUCAGACAAUGCGGAUAUCCUGUGGAUUAACAAGCCAUGGGUGCACUCUUUACUGCGCAUCUGUGCCAUUAUCAGUGUCAUUUCCGUGUGCAUGAAUACCCCAAAGACCUUUGAGCAUUAUCCUCCUCUUCAGUAUGUGACAUUUGCUCUUGACACGUUACUGAUGUUUCUCUACACGGCAGAGAUGAUAGCAAAAAUGCACAUCCGUGGCAUAGUCAAGGGAGAUAGCUCCUAUGUGAAGGACCGCUGGUGCGUGUUUGAUGGAUUCAUGGUUUUUUGUCUCUGGGUGUCCUUAGUUUUACAGGUGUUUGAAAUCGCUGAGAUAGUUGAUCAAAUGUCUCCUUGGGGCAUGUUGAGGAUCCCACGACCGCUUAUUAUGAUUCGAGCAUUCCGGAUUUAUUUCCGCUUUGAAUUACCAAGAACCAGGAUAACCAACAUUUUAAAGCGUUCAGGUGAACAAAUUUGGAGUGUUUCCAUUUUCCUUCUGUUCUUUCUGCUUCUAUAUGGGAUUUUGGGUGUCCAGAUGUUUGGGCCUUUCACGUAUCAUUGUGUAACAAAUGAUACAAAGCCAGGAAACAUAACCUGGAAUAAUUUGGCAAUCCCAGACACACAUUGUUCAAAAGCAUCAGAAGAAGGCUACCAGUGUCCACCAGGAUUUGAGUGUUUGGACCUUGAAGAACUGGGGUUAAGCAGACAGGAGCUGGGCUACAGUGGUUUUAAUGAGAUAGGAACAAGCAUAUUUACUGUUUAUGAAGCUGCUUCUCAAGAAGGUUGGGUCUUCUUGAUGUACCGAGCAAUUGACAGCUUUCCCCGAUGGCGGUCCUAUUUCUAUUUCAUCACCUUAAUUUUCUUCCUUGCCUGGCUUGUUAAGAAUGUAUUUAUUGCGGUCAUCAUCGAAACAUUUGCUGAAAUCCGUGUGCAGUUUCAACAAAUGUGGGGGUCCAGAAGCAGUACAACUUCAACAGCAACUACCCAGAUGUUUCAUGAAGAUGCUACAGGAGGAUGGCAGCUGGUGGAUGUUGAUGUGAAUAAGCCUCAGGGCAGAGCUCCAGCAUGUCUGCAGAGAAUGAUGAGGUCCUCAGUUUUCCAUAUGUUUAUCCUGAGCAUGGUAGCAGUGGAUGUCAUUGUUGCUGCUAGCAAUUAUUAUAAGGGAGAAACUUUCAAAAGCCAGUAUGAUGAAUUCUACCUUGCAGAAGUGGCCUUUACAGUCCUCUUUGAUCUGGAAGCUCUCCUGAAGAUCUGGUGCCUGGGCUUUACCGGAUAUAUCAGUUCGUCUCUUCAUAAAUUUGAACUGUUGCUGGUUAUUGGAACUACUCUGCACAUUUAUCCAGUUCUCUACCAUUCACAGUUUACAUACUUUCAGGUACUUAGAGUUGUUCGACUUAUAAAGAUUUCUCCUGCACUGGAAGAUUUUGUAUACAAGAUUUUUGGACCUGGAAAAAAGCUUGGGAGUUUAGUUGUAUUUACCGCCAGUCUAUUAAUUGUAAUGUCAGCCAUUAGUUUGCAAAUGUUCUGUUUUGUGGAAGAACUAGACAGGUUUACCACAUUUCCAAGGGCUUUCAUGUCAAUGUUUCAAAUCUUGACACAGGAAGGAUGGGUAGAUGUCAUGGAUCAGACUCUUAAUGCUGUGGGUCAUAUGUGGGCACCUGUUGUCGCUAUUUACUUCAUAUUAUAUCAUCUUUUUGCUACCCUGAUUCUGCUGAGUUUGUUUGUUGCUGUUAUUCUAGACAACUUGGAACUUGAUGAAGAUCUAAAGAAACUUAAACAAUUGAAACAAAGUGAAGCAAAUGCAGACACCAAGGAAAAGCUCCCACUACGUCUACGGAUAUUUGAAAAAUUCCCAAACAGGCCUCAAAUGGUAAAAAUCUCCAAGCUCCCUUCAGAUUUUACAGUCCCCAAAAUAAGGGAGAGCUUUAUGAAGCAAUUCAUUGAUCGACAGCAGCAAGAUACAACUUGUUUAUUGAGAAGGCUUCCAUCAGCUUCUUCUUCCUCGUGCGACCACUCUAAAAGGCUGGCAAUUGAAGACAAAUAUAUUGACCAGAAGCUUCGCAAAUCUGUUUUCAGCAUUAGGGCAAGAAAUCUUCUGGAGAAGGAGACUGCAAUCAAUAAAAUUCUUAGCAAGAGGCCUUUGGACACUUUUUCUGAGUUAUUUCUGAACUGCUGUAUAUCCCCAAUUAUUACUUACCAUGCUACCUCUUUACCUAGAGCCUGUACCCGUCAGCGUAUGCUUAGUGGAUCCUUUGAGGGACAGCCUGCAAAAGAAAGAUCUAUUCUUAGUGUCCAGCAUCAUAUACGCCAAGAACGCAGGUCACUAAGGCACGGCUCCAACAGUCAGCGAAUCAGCCGAGGAAAAUCUCUUGAAACGUUAACUCAAGAUCAUUCUAAUACAGUGAGGUACAGAAAUGCACAAAGGGAAGACAGUGAAAUAAAAAUGAUCCAAGAAAAGAAAGAACAAGCAGAAAUGAAAAGAAAAGUUCAGGAAGAGGAGUUGCGGGAGAAUCACCCCUAUUUUGACAAGCCUCUUUUCAUAGUCGGUCGGGAACACAGAUUUAGGAAUUUCUGCCGAGUUGUUGUUAGAGCUCGCUUUAAUGCCUCUAAAACAGACCCUGUUACUGGAGCAGUUAAAAAUACAAAAUAUCAUCAGCUUUAUGAUUUGCUGGGAUUGGUUACUUAUCUAGACUGGGUAAUGAUCAUCGUUACCAUAUGCUCCUGUAUUUCAAUGAUGUUUGAAUCCCCUUUUCGAAGAGUGAUGCAUGCACCGACACUACAGAUUGCUGAAUAUGUUUUUGUAAUAUUCAUGAGUAUUGAACUUAACCUGAAGAUUAUGGCUGAUGGCUUGUUUUUUACACCAACGGCAGUCAUCAGAGAUUUUGGAGGUGUCAUGGAUAUUUUUAUAUACCUUGUAAGCCUGAUAUUUCUCUGCUGGAUGCCCCAGAAUGUUCCUGCUAAAUCAGGAGCUCAGCUGCUAAUGGUUCUGCGCUGUCUCCGGCCCCUUCGUAUUUUCAAACUGGUACCUCAGAUGAGAAAAGUUGUUCGGGAGCUAUUUAGUGGCUUCAAGGAAAUAUUUCUAGUUUCAAUCCUUUUAUUGACUUUAAUGCUUGUUUUUGCAAGCUUUGGAGUUCAGCUUUUUGCUGGGAAACUGGCUAAGUGCAAUGAUCCUCAUAUAACAGCAAGAGAAGACUGCCAUGGCAUAUUCCGAAUAAAUGUAAGUGUUUCCAAAAAUCUAAAUUUGAAGCUAAGACCUGGUGAGAAAAAGCCUGGAUUUUGGGUGCCUCGAGUCUGGGCUAAUCCUCGAAACUUUAACUUUGACAAUGUUGGUAAUGCAAUGUUGGCAUUAUUUGAAGUUCUGUCAUUAAAGGGGUGGGUAGAAGUCAGAGAUGUUAUCAUUCAUCGUGUAGGUCCAAUUCAUGGCAUCUAUAUUCAUGUUUUUGUAUUCCUGGGCUGCAUGAUUGGACUGACCCUUUUUGUUGGAGUUGUCAUUGCUAAUUUCAAUGAAAAUAAGGGGACAGCUCUGCUGACAGUUGAUCAGAGGCGAUGGGAAGAUCUGAAGAGCAGAUUAAAGAUAGCACAACCUCUUCACCUCCCACCUCGUCCAGAUAAUGAUGGAUUCCGAGCUAAAAUGUACGACAUAACCCAGCACCCAUUUUUCAAGAGAACCAUUGCAGUUCUUGUACUCGCCCAGUCUGUGCUAUUGUCUGUUAAGUGGGAUGAUCAAGAUCCAGUAACUGGUCCAUUAGCUGCAAUGUCAGUGGUCUUCACCUUCAUAUUUGUUCUAGAGGUUACCAUGAAAAUUAUUGCCAUGUCACCUGCUGGAUUUUGGCAAAGCAGAAGAAAUCGUUAUGAUCUCUUGGUGACAUCCUUAGGUGUCAUAUGGGUGAUACUCCACUUUGCCAUAACUAAUGCCUAUACAUAUAUGAUGGGAGCAUGUGUAAUUGUGUUCAGGUUCUUUUCAAUCUGUGGGAAACACGUAACCUUGAAGAUGCUGCUGCUGACGGUAGUUGUCAGCAUGUACAAAAGCUUUUUCAUCAUUGUAGGGAUGUUCCUACUGUUGCUUUGCUAUGCUUUUGCUGGAGUAGUUUUGUUUGGGACUGUGAAAUAUGGAGAGAACAUUAACAGACAUGCCAACUUUUCAUCGGCUGGUAGGGCCAUUACUGUACUCUUCAGAAUAGUCACUGGGGAAGACUGGAACAAGAUAAUGCAUGAUUGCAUGGUUCAGCCUCCUUUUUGUACUCCAGAUAACAGAACAUACUGGAAAACAGAUUGUGGGAAUUAUGCUGGUGCUCUUAUGUAUUUCUGUUCAUUUUAUGUCAUCAUUGCAUACAUAAUGCUGAAUUUGCUUGUGGCUAUAAUUGUGGAAAAUUUCUCUUUGUUUUAUUCUACUGAGGAAGACCAGCUCUUAAGUUAUAAUGAUCUUAGACAUUUUCAAAUUAUAUGGAACAUGGUGGAUGACAAAAGGGAGGGAGUGAUUCCUACUUUCCGAGUCAAGUUUUUGUUGAGGCUAUUGCGUGGAAGGUUAGAGGUAGAUCUGGAUAAGGACAAACUUCUGUUCAAGCAUAUGUGCUAUGAAAUGGAGAGGCUGCAUAACGGUGGAGAUGUAACAUUCCAUGAUGUAUUGAGCAUGCUCUCAUAUAGAUCAGUUGACAUCAGAAAAAGUCUUCAGCUGGAAGAACUGCUUGCUAGGGAACAACUAGAGUACACCAUAGAGGAAGAAGUUGCCAAGCAGACGAUACGCAUGUGGUUGAAAAAAUGCUUGAAGCGCAUUAGAGCAAAACAACAACAGUCAUGUAGUAUCAUCCACAGUCUCCGGGAGAGCCAACAGCAGGAGUUAAGCCGUUUCCUAAAUCCACCAAGUAUUGAGACAACGCAGCCAAGUGAAGAUAUGAAUGCUAAUAACCAGGAUAACAAUGCACAGCCUGAAACAAGUAGUGAACAGCAGCUGCUUAGCCCAACACUUUCUGACAGAGGUGGAUAUCGACAAGAUUCUGGUGAGGCUGGUAAACCUCAGCGGAAGCUUGGACAAUGGCGUCUGCCAUCUGCCCCAAAGCCAAUAAGCCAUUCAGUGUCUUCAGUCAAUAUAAGAAUUGGUGGUCGGACAACUAUGAAGUCUGUUGUGUGCAAAAUGAAUCCCAUGUCGGAUGUGGCUUCAUGUGGAUCAGAAGUUAAGAAGUGGUGGACGAGGCAACUUACUGUAGAGAGUGAUGAGAGUGGAGAAGACCUGCUGGACAUCUGAUUGGGAAAAGACUCCAGUUAAAGACACACUUAUGCAACACACCUGUGAAGGAAUAUCAACUGUGGACAUUUCUGCUUGUUAAUAAGCAGUUCUAAUUGAUUGUUUAUAUCAAGAUAAGCCUUGGAACUCAUUGUCUUUGAACUUGGCAAGAUUUACUACUUAAUAAUUAUUUUGAACAUCCAUGAUUGUUAAUAUAAUGAGCAACGCAAAUAAUUACGGUGUUCAGAAAAAAUAGAGGACUUUUGGCCUUGAUCCCAUUUACCAUGAAAUACACUUCAGGCUCUCAAGCAGGGCUUUCUACUUUUCAGCAGACUUUCAAUAUCACUUCUCAGCCAACAUUUGAAAUUUCAGGUUUCUGUGAAAGCAUAUUGCUUUUUAAAAUUUGGGAAACAUCAACGAUGACUAAUAGAAAAAUAUGACAUGUGAUGAUGUGUACCAGGCUGAUAUUCUAUUCUAAUAGUAUGGAUAAGUCAUGGGGACCCAAUGUCUUUAUUUAGAGAGACUGGGAGACAAUUGCUGUGGAAGUAAAAGCAGCCCAAAGAGAAUGUUGGUAUGGACAUGCUGCUAGUGUUUCACAUCACUGAAGUCUUUGUUUAGGUCAGGGUGUGUUACUUCUUUCAAGCUAAUAGUCAUGUUGAAUGGUUGGGUUGGACUGCAUUCCCCAAAACAGAUAAGCCAAGAUAAAAACUAAAAUGGUUUUAAUUUAAUUAUAUUUAAUUUAAUUUAAAUUAAUUAAUUCCUAUUACAUAUGGUCAGUAUGAUUACUCUGUGUGCGUUUUAUAAUUUUCCCUUCUGUCAAAUUAAACAUUGCAGUUUGGUAGCUAUUUUGGGAAAGUCUCUGAGGACACCAUGCAAUACACUGGCCUCAGGUUGUGCUUCUCUUAUUGAGAUAGAUAGUAUUCAUAGGUUAAUUUACAGGUACCCUUGUUUAUGUACAUCACUUGGUCAUUGAAAGUUCCCACUGGACAAAUACAAGUCCUUUUUGCACAUUUGCAACACAUGUUAGUUUGCAAACAAUAUUUCAUGUAUUUGAUUUGUAUCAAAGUUUACAUUAAGAGGUAGUGUGUCAGUAUUUUCUCUGACUCUAUCAGCACCCCCUUUGCCCAAAAAUAAUCAUUCAGACAGAAACAGGACCAAUGUAGUUAAUUUUAUUCUUUUCUUACUUUUCUACAGUAUUCUACCCAUCCAAUAUUAGUAUUGAUUAAUGAUUUGUAGAGCAGUAAGGAAUUAAUUCUGAAUUAAAGGAGUUGUUUUUUCCUUUUCUGUUUUUACAAUAUCUAUUUUUUUAGUAUGCAAAUAUAGUGUGGUUAGUUUUAAAAAAAAUUACGGUUUCAUUGUUCAUUUUUUAUAAUGUGAAGAGCUGAACUGAAGUGCACAGAUUUCUUAUCAGUGCACCUGCUUACUAAGUCUCUAGCAUUUUCAUCUCUGUUAAUAUCAAUCACCUGUUAGAACUGAAACAGAAAAAUAACAAACCGGGAUAUAACUAAUUAACCCAUCCAUGCAUCCCAAGCAUUUGAAAAUUUCAAAACUGAACACAAUCCUUAUUUAGAGAAAGAUGUGGCCUGAUGCAGCAAGUUUCAUUAUAUAAAUAAAGUUCAUAUUUGAUAUUGGGUAUAUGAUUCUUUUGGCGGGCCCAGAAAGACAUCCUGCUUAUAGAAAUCUUGAUUUUGUGCUUCAUUACCUUGUUAGAAAUGAACAUGUUUUUAGCAGAAACAAAUUAUUUCUAACUCACUAUUUAAAAGUCAUUAUAUUGUUGAAGUAUAUUAAUUAUGUGAGGUUAACAUCUAAAGUGUGCCAUUGUAAGUUAUCCAUUCUCUAGUCAUGCUUGAAAUAUCAUUUUUUAUAAAAACAAAAUACUUCGAUACAAGUCGUUAUUCAAGUUAAGGUAAGCAUGAGAUAAUACAUUAAGAAAAGAACAUAGUUGACAGUUCUAAGAUGCUGUUUAUGAAGAUAAAGGUAAAAUUCUGAAUUCCAGAUAUUUAAUGAAUGGUAGCAAAUGAAUGUUUAGGAGCACACAAUUAUGAACCUCCAUUAUGCAUCUAAGUAUCACAGAAAAAUGCAUCAGAUACACGAGCACUGGGGGAAAUUAAAGAUGAUGAAGGCCAGAGAGAAGCUUGGCUCUAACCACUGUUCUGCUAUAACUGCUCAAUUAUAGGUUAUAGCAGUGAGAAUCCAGCUACUGAAUGGGAUCAUUAUCUCCUGCCUCAGAAGUAAGAACAAAUUGACCAUCUUCCUAAUUUUAGUUUUAUAUUGGCCAAACAGAGUAAUGAAGAGCAUGUUUUUACUACCUCUGAAAUGCUUUUACCUUCACCACAAUCACUCAUUCAAAACUUGAACCAGCUGGUUUUUAAAUACAAAAUGGAAGAGUUAAGAUUUUCUUCAAUUUGCCUGUGAAGGAUAAAGUUUAGCAGGUAUCAUAACUGAUCAGUAUGUGGGAUCAGCUAAUGGUUCCUUCAGAAAGCGUGACAGUCUUUUGUAUGUCUUUGCAUUGUGUUUUAAUGGUGUGCAAAACAUUUUAUAUUUAAGGUUUUCAAGUUUGAAAUUUCACAAAAUGUCCUGUUUUGAGUGUAAAACUGCUGUUUCAAGUGUGAAACAACCUGUUCUGAGCAUUUUGGAACCAUUUUUGAGCUAUAAACAGAGGUGUUCUGAGCAUUUUCAAUGUUUGUUUCCAAACUAGAUGAAUGUCGUACAUAGGAUGACCAAACUGAUUAAUAACAGCCAUCUUACUAUUUCUACAAAACAAUUAAAUAUAUGGGGAGGAAGAAACAGGAUUCUGAUGCCUACAUAUAGACAAUAGUGUUUUUAGGGUUUUGUAUCUGCUUCCCAACCUUAGCAUCUUUGGGAUGGGAUCUUUGCCACUACCAUCAUUUCCUAUGGAAAAUAUGUUGCACUACUAUGACCAGACCAGGUUGAAACCACCAGAAACAUAAGAUUUCACUUUAAAAAACCCUAAAAACUGUAAAUUGUCCAUGUUCUCCAAUAGCCUUAUGGACAUAAAAGUCCCAGCAAAACUAACAAUCUUGUGUUGGAUUGACCCAUGCUUUUGCUCUUAAUGCAGGUUUUAUUUUAACCAAAAGAUGUCUAUCCACAGACUUGUAAUUCAUUUGAUUAUUUUGGGCCACAGAUUACUGUCUUUAUGUAGUUGUCCACAUGUACAUUUUACUGUUUAGAUUUAACAUUUAAAUUGAAAAGAUGUCAAACUUCCUAUAAUGUGUUUACUAAACCUGUGCAUUCUGUUGUUUAAACUAGGUUGCAUCAAAAUCCUUCAGAAAAUAUCAUUCCUACUUUUGUCAAA
Molecule: messenger RNA, 8596 nt
Organism: Candoia aspera
Lineage: Eukaryota; Metazoa; Chordata; Lepidosauria; Squamata; Candoiidae
Gene: NALCN
Product: sodium leak channel, non-selective
Exons: 44
Coding region: 1-5301 (1766 amino acids)
Biological process (GO): positive regulation of synaptic transmission, GABAergic; positive regulation of synaptic transmission, cholinergic; transmembrane transport
Cellular component (GO): plasma membrane
Molecular function (GO): monoatomic cation channel activity
Source: RefSeq, a predicted model, not a curated record